AUGGUGAAGUACACAGUGAAAGUGUUUACUGGAGAAAUGCUGCUUGCCGGCACAUUGAACAGUGUUUACGUCAAACUGGUCGGCACAAAGGGAGAAAUUUGUGGUGCUGGACACAGAGCCGUAUGCCCUGCUCGCCUACAUCAACGAUGGUUCUGCUCUAAAGUAAUGGUGACCACACCAGAGGGAGACACAGCCAGCUUCCCCUGUUACCGCUGGAUCUCAGGCUAUGAGCGUCUGGUGUUCAGAGAGGCCACUGGUAAGCUGAUAUUCAAUGAGACCUGCCCAGAGGCCAUAGAGGAGAGAAAGAAGGAGCUGCAGAGUCGCCAUGAGGUGUACUGCUGGAGUAUAUAUGCCGAGGGUCUACCCCAAAUAAUGAAAGUUGACAGGGCUUUUGAACUCCCUGCUGAGGUCCGCUUCUCUUUCACCAAGGACUUGGAGUUCAAGUUCACAUUAGCCGAAGCAUUGGUGGAGUUGAAUCUAGCAGGACUGUCCACCAACAAGGAACAAUGGAAGAGCCUAGAUGAACUCAGUCGUGUCUUCAAUUGCCACAAGACUGAUGUUUAUGACUAUGUCGAAAAGAACUGGAAGGAGGACGAGUUUUUUGGGUACCAGCUUCUGAACGGCCUCAACCCCAUGAUGAUCCAUCGCUGCUCCAAGCUUCCAGAGAACUUCCCCGUCACAGAAGACAUGGUGAAGGCUUCCCUUUUUGGAAAAAGUCUUGUAGCGGAAAUUCAGAAAGGCAACAUCUUUCUGGUUGACUACAAGCGCCUGCAUGGAGUGACUGCAAAUGUGAUCAACGGGAAACAGCACUUCUUGGCUGCUCCUCUCUGCUUGCUCUACAUGACAGACAAUAAGCUCAUGCCCAUCGCAAUCCAGCUGAAGCAGGAUCCUGGAGAAGACAACCCCAUCUUCCUUCCUACUGACUCUGAGUAUGACUGGCUCCUGGCCAAGAUCUUUGUGAGGAGCGCUGACUUCGCUGAACACGAGCUGAACUUUCACCUGCUGAGGACUCACCUGCUGGCUGAGGUGUUUGCCAUGUCGACACUGCGCAACCUACCAAUGGUGCAUCCCAUCUACAAGCUCCUGAUCUCUCACUCCCGCUACACUCUGCAAAUCAACACUCUAGCUAGACAGGCCCUCAUAUCCGAUAAUGGGGUGAUCACAGAGAAUGCCAGUAUAGGAGGUACAGGGAUGAUGGAGUUCCUGAAGAAUGCGAUGGCCUCAUUGACCUACAGCUCCCUCUGUAUGCCGGAGGACAUCACAGCACGUGGUCUGGAGUCAAUCCCCAACUUCUUCUACAGGGAAGAUGGACUCAGGCUGUGGGACAUCGUCCACAGGUUUGUUCAGAAAAUGAUUGGUCACUACUACACCUGUGACUCAGAUGUCCAGAAGGACUCUGAACUGCAGAACUGGAUCAAGGAGAUCUUCUUCCAUGGGUUCCUGGCAGAAACCAGCACAGGAAUCCCUCAGUCUUUCAGUUUGAUGACAGAGCUGAUCAAGUUUCUCACCAUGGUGAUCUUCACAGUGACUGUCCAACAUGCUGCACUCAACAAUGGCCAGUUUGAUUUUGGGGGCUGGAUGCCCAACUUCGCCAUCGCUCUGCAACAGCCACCUCCCACCACUAAGGGGCAGUGUACUGAGAGCACCAUGCUGAAGACCUUCCCUGACAUCAAUACCACCGUCCAUGGCAUGGCAGCGGUGUACCUUCUAAGCUCACAGUCUACUGACUUUGUCGCUUUUGGAAAUGGCUAUCAGGAUCACUUCAGUGAGAAGACCCCUCUGGAACUGAUUCACGAAACUCAAAAUGUGCUGAAAAAAUACAACUUUGAAAUCCAAGGCAGGAAUGUCUCUUUGCCCCUGUCAUAUACCUACCUGAAUCCCAACAAUGUGGAGAACAGUGUGGCCCUGUGAAAUGGGUUGGUCGUAUUUAUUAGGCACCAAAUGGAAGAA
Oncorhynchus kisutch (coho salmon) is the source of this 1950-nucleotide messenger RNA. Its product is annotated as hydroperoxide isomerase ALOXE3-like. Gene Ontology annotation, biological process: lipid oxidation. NCBI's taxonomy places the organism in Eukaryota, Metazoa, Chordata, Actinopteri, Salmoniformes, Salmonidae. Gene Ontology annotation, molecular function: oxidoreductase activity, acting on single donors with incorporation of molecular oxygen, incorporation of two atoms of oxygen; protein binding; iron ion binding. The record is from RefSeq and is a predicted model, not a curated record. The transcript is spliced from 14 exons. Bases 1 to 1911 code for a protein of 636 amino acids.